Molecule: messenger RNA, 2586 nt
Organism: Salvelinus sp. IW2-2015
Lineage: Eukaryota; Metazoa; Chordata; Actinopteri; Salmoniformes; Salmonidae
Product: inter-alpha-trypsin inhibitor heavy chain H4-like
Source: RefSeq, a predicted model, not a curated record
UUUUGUGGUGCUUCAUUUCUGCUGAGGUCAUGAUGGAGGGAGUCACAGUACGAGUCGGCCUUCUUGGACUGCUGCUGGCCUGCGUUACCACAGCAAUGACCAAUAAGAACAGGGACUGGGACAUCUACAGCUUUCACGUCAACUCCACAGUGACCAGUCGCUAUGCGACCACUAUUAUCACCAGUCGCGUGGCCAAUCGGAUCAACCAGUUACAGGAAAUAGAAUUCCAUGUCAAAAUUCCCAAGACGGCCUUCAUCAGUAAAUUCAAAAUGACCAUUGAGGGGCAGACGUACGAUGGGGUUGUGAAACAGAAGGAGGAGGCUCAGCAGCAGUACACUCAGGCAGUGUCUCGUGGCCAAAGCGCUGGCAUAGUCAGUUCUGUGGGGAGGACCCUUGAGGAGUUUAAGACGUCUGUGACUGUGGCCGCGCUCAGUAAGGUGACCUUUGAACUGACCUAUGAGGAGCUGCUGAAACGCCGACUGGGCAAGUACGAAUUACUGAUCCACGCUCGACCCAUGCAGCCUGUCGCUGACUUCAAGAUUGACGUGUACAUCAAUGAGCGACCAGGCAUUAACUUCCUGGAGAUAAAAGGAGGGCUGAGCACCAAAGAGCUGGCUAAUGCCAUCACCAAAACACACGCUUCUAGUGAGGCCUGGGUACAUUUCUACCCAAGCAAGGAGCAGCAGAGUCAGUGUGACAGCUGUGGAGAACAGGGUCUGAACGGAGACCUGGUCAUUGUCUAUGACGUCCACAGGAAGACAUCCAUGGGAGAGCUCAAGGAGUCAAAGGGGUAUUUUGUCCAUCACUUUGCUCCCAGUGACCUACCACGCAUACCAAAGAAUGUAGUGUUCAUCAUCGAUCAGAGUGGCUCCAUGCAUGGCAGGAAAAUGGAGCAGACCCGUGAGGCCUUGUUGAAGAUCCUGGUAGACCUGGUGGAGGACGACCACUUUGGCCUGAUCACCUUCGACUACACUGUGUCUACCUGGAAGAAGGAGCUGCUGCCGGCCAACCAGGAAAACCUGGAGGCUGCCAAGAGCUUUGCACGACACAUUCGCGACAGAGGAGCCACCGACAUCAAUGCUGCUGUGUUGGAGGCACGCCUUGCUAACGAAACCACGAGAGGCUCAGCCUCCCUCCUUAUACUACUCACUGAUGGAGACCCAACCACAGGUGAGACCAACCUGGAAAAGAUCCACAAGAAUGUAAAGGAAGCCAUUGGUAAGAAAUUCCCGCUCUACUGUCUCGGUUUUGGAAUGGAUGUCAACUUUGAGUUCCUGGAAAAGAUGGCACUGGAGAACAGCGGUGUGGGACGCAGAAUAUAUGAGGAUUCUGAUGCUGCUCUGCAGCUGCAGGGCUUUUAUGAAGAGGUGGCCACACCCCUAUUGACGGACGUGCAGAUGGUGUAUGUGGGUGGGGCUAACCUGACCCAGACCAACUUCAGCCAGUACUACAACGGCUCCGAGAUCGUGGUGUCUGGCCAGAUCACCGACAACAACAUAGAGACAUUCACUGCAGAGGUCAUAGCCAUAUCGAAAAGCAAUAGGGUGAUGUACUCUGAGACAAUACCAACGGACGAGCCCAUUGAAGCCAGGCCUGAUAGCCACAUCCAAAGGCUGUGGGCCUACCUCACUGUGAAGCAGCUACUGGACAAAGAGGUGCAGUCAAGCGGGAAGGCGAAGGAGAAGGUGAAGAAAGAGGCCCUGGACCUUUGUCUGAAGUACGGCUUUGUGACUCCUUUCACCUCAAUGGUGGUCACCAAGCCCCAGGGAGAGGACUCACAGGUGGCCCACAAGCCCAAGGAGGGAGAGAAGCCCUCAGGAACCAGGCAAGGCUUCUCUGGGUGGAGUUUCCAGUUCAUGAGUGGCCAAGCCGGAUACCCCGGACAAGCUCAGGCAAUGGGAGGAAGAAGAGGAGGAGGUGGAGUAGGAGGAGGUGGAUCAGGAGGAGGAGGAGGAGGUGGAGUAGGAGGAGCAGGGGGGGGAGCAGGAGGAGGGGGACGAGGAAGAGGCUUGCUGCUUUCUGCUGCGGAGGAUUCAUAUUCUGCCUAUAUAAUGGAGAAACAUCAACCAUCUCACUCAACUAAAACUACAACAACUAAAACUACAACUAGAGCUACACCUACAACUGUGAGUCCUCCCCUGAGGUUCCUGUUGCCAGCUGAGGGUCAGGCCCUGCCACUGUGCUAUGACAUCCCUGUGGCUCUCUCGCUCAGACUCCUAAAGGACCCCAACAAUGAGUUGUCUAUGAACGGUCAGCUUGGACAAUCAGCCAGCGCAGGCUACCAGAAGAUUGUGAUCCACUACAAAAACAAUCAACAUAUUGAGUUAGACACCAUUGUCAUCACCUUCAACAAUGGACAGGAUGCAACAUAUUUCUCCUGGAGCCUGAACAUCAAUCACAAAACAGACAGUGUGUCUCUGAUCCUACGGGACAAGGAGGUGGACAUCACCAUAGGGUCAACACAGAUCAUCAUCAUGCUCUAUGAGAGGAAUGGAAUUAAGUUCCUGUGGCCCACGCUGAGGCAGCGCUCAACGGGAGGCAAUAUUAUGGGGAUCGUGGGUGAGUGAAACAUUAUCAGUUAGGACU